Messenger RNA from Photinus pyralis (common eastern firefly), 961 nucleotides. Its product is annotated as protein takeout-like. The transcript has 5 exons. Bases 156 to 932 code for a protein of 258 amino acids. NCBI's taxonomy places the organism in Eukaryota, Metazoa, Arthropoda, Insecta, Coleoptera, Lampyridae. The record is from RefSeq and is a predicted model, not a curated record.
CACGCGAUUCGCGAUUGUUUACAAAUAAUUACCUAACGUUAAAAAAAAAGGAUGAGAAAUCGACCAAGUUACUAAUUAAACGCAGAAAUUAAGGAGGAGUACCAAAAAAUGAGCCUCUGGUUCACCUUGAUUGUAAGUCUCGUCAGAAUAUAAAGAUGAAAAUGUGGAUUACCAGACAAGUUUCCAUUAUGAAGACGUACGUGUUUUACUUCUUAGUGAGUGCCGCGGUUGGGUUGCAAUUGCUUUCAGCGCCUGAUUUUCCAAAAUGCAGACGUGGGGAUCCGAAAAUAAACGAGUGCCUGAAGCCGGCGAUUGAGGGAGCGCUUAAGAUAAUGGAGAAAGGCAUGCCCGAAUUUAAGCUGGAGUCCAUUCAGCCGAUUACAGUGCCCAGCUUGACGAUCGGAGAAGGAAAAGGAGCCGUUCAGGUCGUGCAGCAGUACGAAAACUGCAAAAUAUUCAACAUACCCUCGGGGAAAAUCAUCGACGUUGACUCACUCAUCACCGAAAACGAAUUUAGACUCAACACAACAAUCCACCUGAAGGAAGUGUACCUGUCGUCCCAAUACAAACUCAACGGCAGGAUACUGCUUCUGCCCAUUGUUGGAGAUGGAGACUGCACAAUAAAACUGAAAAACGCCAAGGUUCCCGUGGAAUUAAUCGGCUCCCCGAUUGAGAAGAAAGGGCUCAAGUACAUGGAAAUUACGGACCUGAACGUUCACUUAAACGCAGAGAAGGUCGAGUUCGAUUUCAAAAACUUGUUCAACGGCGAUCCGCGACUCGGACCGGAAAUGAACAAAAUUCUGAACGAAAACUGGAAGGAGAUCUUCGAUGACGUGAAGUACGCGUACGACGAAGCCCUUGGGGCGAUCUUUAAAACUAUCGCGAACCUUAUAUUUAAAAGGGUUCCUUUCGCUGACUUACUUCUCCCCUAAAAAAAUUGUAAUUAAACGUUAGCAUUUAC